AUGUAUGUGUCGACUCAGAUUAAGACGUACUCGUGGGACAACGCACAGGUCGUUCUGGCGGCGAACAAGUGCGACAUGGACGAGGAGCGCGUGGUCUCAGUGGACAGUGGCAGGCUUCUGGCAGAACAGCUCGGUUUUGAGUUCUUCGAGACGAGCGCCAAAGACAACAUCAACGUGAAGCAGACGUUCGAGCGCCUGGUGGACCUGAUCUGUGACAAGAUGUCGGAGAGCUUGGACAGUGAUCCCGCCGUGACCUCCGGAGCUCCCACGGCCAAACUGACCGACAGCGCCCCCCCUCUGCAGCAGCAGGGGUGCAACUGUUAG
Knipowitschia caucasica is the source of this 324-nucleotide messenger RNA. The record is from the annotation of a GenBank genome assembly. NCBI's taxonomy places the organism in Eukaryota, Metazoa, Chordata, Actinopteri, Gobiiformes, Gobiidae.